CAAGAUGCAAUAGGAAGGUCUGGCUAGCUCAACACUUGGGGAGUGGGGGAGUAUUCGGAUCUUUCUUUUACAUCCGAUCAAAAAAAUGAUCAGUUAUAUAAAGUUGUUGACGAUUCUCAUUCUAAUUCUGUCGUGGACUAUAGUCAGUUUCCUCUCUCCAGCAAGUCCCAGCCAGUAGUAGCCAUGAAAAGCAUUCUCCAAUACUCAACUUUAGCCCUCGCCGCUCUCGCCUCCGCGGGGCCGGUCAUGGAGCGCUCGGGCUCGCCGUAUGUGGGGCCCGAGAACGGCACCCUCGUGAUUAUAGGGGGUAACGCACAGGACGACGCCAUCUACCAAAAGAUCAUAGAUCUAGCCGGAGGCCUGGACGCUCCAAUCGUCACAAUCCCUACUGCCGAAGGGAGCGACACUUACGACGACAAUGCCGCUGCGGCGGGCACGUUCCGUAGACUUGGCGCCAAGAACGUUACCGUUUUACACACAUACGACCCGAAGGUGGCCGAUACGGAGGAAUUCGCGGCUCCGCUGCGCGCUGCUAAGGGUGUGUUCUUCGGCGGCGGUCGCCAGUGGCGUCUUGUAGACGCGUACGCGGGUACCCUUACAGAGCGUCUGUUUCACGAGGUUCUCGACCGCGGGGGCGUCGUCAGCGGAAGCUCAGCAGGAGCAUCUAUCCAGGGCAGUUUUCUUGCUCGGGGGGACACCGCCAACAACCAGAUCCUAGUGGGCGACCACCAGGUAGGCUUUGGCUUCCUGAAGAACGCUGCCAUUGACCAGCACGUGCUCGUGCGCAACCGCCAGUUCGAUAUGUUCGACAUUCUCAAGGUCCGACCGGAGCUCUUGGGCAUUGCUAUCGACGAGAAUACCGCGCUCAUCGUAUCUAAAAAUGAUGCAGAGGUGUACCGCGGCACUUACGUGAUUAUUUACGAUGGUAAAUUUUGGUCGAGAGAGGGAAGCGAUUUGAAACAUCUUCCGGAUAGUUCAUCUAUCUUUUAUUUCCUCAAAGACGGUGACAAAUACGAUCUUGGAAAGCGGCAGGUGGUAGUCUGAAAGGAAUUUUUAAUAAUGACUUCAUUUUAUUUUUUACUUUUGAUAGUUGAUAGCGCCUACGAUGAUAACACCGUCCAUAUUUGACGUACCAUCUGGGAUACCGGUACAACACCUUUGAAAACAUGAUCGGGCACCUGCCUUAACAGCACAAAUAGAGCUGCUGCUUGUGGUGACAAUCAUACGUUUCGUCAGUUAAUAACAGGUAGAUACGCAUGUCAAUGGGUAGUACACCA
Molecule: messenger RNA, 1277 nt
Organism: Daldinia caldariorum
Lineage: Eukaryota; Fungi; Ascomycota; Sordariomycetes; Xylariales; Hypoxylaceae
Exons: 1
Coding region: 184-1044 (286 amino acids)
Biological process (GO): proteolysis
Molecular function (GO): serine-type peptidase activity
Source: RefSeq, a predicted model, not a curated record